Funneliformis mosseae is the source of this 426-nucleotide messenger RNA. The record is from the annotation of a GenBank genome assembly. NCBI's taxonomy places the organism in Eukaryota, Fungi, Glomeromycota, Glomeromycetes, Glomerales, Glomeraceae.
AUGGAUCGACGUUCCUCGAUCGAUACGGUUAGCACCGAAACCACCUUUGAGUACUUUGAUGAAUCCCGUCGAAGCUCAAUGAUCUCCGUAUCCGGUGAUGUUGAUUAUUAUGAUUACGAACACGAACCAAUUGCUCUCUUUGAUGAUGUAAACCCAUUGGUGGACGAGUCCAAACUUUCAUAUCCUGUUGUUACUUCUUCUGAUGAAUUUAAUAAUGUCUGCGUUGAUAACGCUUUUAACUUUAUGAUGGAGGGUGUUGUUACACCUGAAAACGAUUCCGAGGUUAACCCAUACAAUUUCUUCGAUUUUGGGUAUCAAACGCAUACCGAACCCUUAGAUUUUAUGCAGUUCAAUAAUUUUGAUUUGAACUCUUAUAUGCCUUCGCCAGAAGACCAGAUGAUUUGCGAACGACCUAUUGGUGUUUAA